UUCUAACGUAAUACUUCAGCUCCGAAGUUUAGAAAAGAGUUGUUUUUUCUAAAAUGCCUCAUCUUUUGCUUCUAAAGAGGGCUAGUGCAAUUCACCGUUCAUAUUUUCAACCUGUACGAUUUAGCUUUACUAAAUCUGAGGAGAUCAAACACUUAAGUAAACAACAGUUAAGUAAAGGAGCUUCUGUCAAAUUUAGUCAAGCAGAGCACGGCCAAUUUUAUCAAGAGCGUCCCAUUUUCAAUAAUCCAUUCUUGUCAGAUGCUCCUCUGCAGAGUUUUUUAAAUCACUAUGUUCCAAAGGAGGUGAGCAUAGAAAUAUCUCAAGAUCUUAAGCAGUUUGGACAGCGAAUAAUCAAUGAAAUCGAUGAUCUUGGUUGGGAGUGCGAACUGAAUCCACCUACGCUGGAAACUCAAGAUGUUUGGGGGCGACGAGUCGAUGACCUCAAAAUAUGUACCGCUUGGAAGAAAAUGCACUCUAUUAGUGCUGAGGAAGGCUUAAUAGCCAUUUCGUACGAACGGAAGCUAGAUUACUGGAGUCGGCUGCAUCAAAUUUGCAAAGCAUACAUGUUUAAUCCGUCAUCUGGGUUAUAUUCCUGUCCUUUGGCUAUGACUGAUGGAGCUGCAAAAACGAUAAUGUCUUCAGAUAAAUCAGUGGUUGUAGAAAAAAAGGAGUUCUUCGAGAAAGCUUUUAACAAUCUUAUUUCUCGAGAUCCUCAAAAAUGUUGGACUUCUGGUCAAUGGAUGACAGAGAAAAGAGGGGGCUCAGAUGUUGCCAAUGGCACAGAAACUAUAGCUAUUCCGGAUAACGACUUCUAUCGCUUAUAUGGAUACAAAUGGUUUUCUUCAGCAUCAGAUGCAAAUAUUGCUCUUACUUUAGCCAGAAUAGUUCAGAAUUCUGAAGUGCCAAAGAAUGAAACUGGGCUAACAAUGUUUUGCGUCGAAACGAGGAAUUCUGAAGGGCAGUUCAACAAUAUUCAGAUGGUGAAGCUGAAAAACAAACUGGGAACUCGAGGACUUCCAACGGCAGAACUUCUUCUCGAUGGUUGCAUUGCAUAUAAGAUGUCUCAAGAAGGUCGCGGAAUAGCUUCAAUAUCACACAUGUUGAAUACUACGCGUGUACAUAAUUCUUUGAGUUCUGUUGGUUACAUGCGAAAGAUUUUGUUGCUGUCUCGAGAUUAUAGUCGAAAAAGAGUAGCAUUUGGAAGAACACUUAGUGAAACUCCUUUACAUAUGCGUAUAUUAAGUAAUAUGGAAAUAGAAACCAGAGGUUCUUUAUUAUUAUUAUUAAAGGUUGCAGUUUUACUUGGCAAAAAUGAGCUGGGGAUAAAUUCUGCUGACGAGCGACUCUUACUCCGCUUACUGUCCCCUGUAAUGAAGCUUUACACUGCUAAGCAGGCCAUUGCUGUCGUUUCUGAAGGCUUGGAAACAUUUGGAGGCCAAGGCUAUAUGGAAGAUUCGAGAUUGCCAGUGCUACUAAGAGAUGUCCAAGUAUGUUCAAUUUGGGAAGGUACAACAAAUGUGAUGUCAUUAGAUGUAAUAAGAAGUCUGUUGAAGACAAAUUCAGAAGCACUACUGUCCUUGGAAAAAAACAUUAUAAUUUGCUUAGAAAACGGAAAAAAAGAAAGUACUUUGCAAGAGUCAUGCAUGAAAAUUGAAAAGAGCAUGAAAUAUAUAUCAGCAUUUAUCAAAGAAAAUCCAGGUUUGCUGCACAUUGCUGCAAGAGAUAUAUCUUAUAGCCUUGCCAGAACUUACAUUGGAGCCUUACUGAUAGAAAAUGCUACGAUCACAAAGAAAACAACUGAUAUAUUUACAGUUCAACAAUGGUGUAAAAUGCAAGAACUGUGUCCUUUACACCUGCAUCAAAACUACAGCAGUUAUACGGAAAAAGAUUAUGAAACUGUUAUGGAAGAUUUUUUAUGAACUGCAAGUUGCUGUUCUAAAGAAUUUUUAUAUUGUCUUUGUAAGCUUUGAAAUAAAAUACUUCAUAAUACUAAAUACCAGGUAUAAUAUUUAAUAAUGAAAUAUAAAGUCCGGCUUUCGAAAUAACUAAUUAGAGUAAAAUGAAUUUUUUGUGAAAUUACUUUUACAGAUUUACAACUACUAUGUAAAUGUAAUACUUCACAUGUAAUUGGAUGAAUUUCAAAACAUCAUACAACUUGAAAGAAUGACGUAUAUUCUUUUGAUAUAUUUAAAUGUAUGCAAUUUUA
Argiope bruennichi is the source of this 2206-nucleotide messenger RNA. RefSeq names its product acyl-CoA dehydrogenase family member 11-like. Lineage: Eukaryota; Metazoa; Arthropoda; Arachnida; Araneae; Araneidae. The transcript is spliced from 13 exons. Gene Ontology annotation, molecular function: oxidoreductase activity, acting on the CH-CH group of donors. Bases 54 to 1919 code for a protein of 621 amino acids. The record is from RefSeq and is a predicted model, not a curated record.